UAGAUCUGUCAGACGGCCGUGCAGAAGUUUAGGACCCAACCAGGGAACAAUCCAGCAUGUUUUACUGCAGCAGCGGCGGUUCCGAUCCGCUGAACAUGUCUAAAAGCGGCAUCCUGAGAGGAAUCAUCACCGAGAAGCUGAGCACAGCCGCCCGGGAGAUCUUAGCGGUGGUGGAGAGGACCGUAGCCGACUACGAGGAGGAGGCUUCGGGCUUCAGGCGGGAGAUCGAGCGGCAGAGGAGGCAGCUGGAGGUGCUGCAGCCUCGGAUCAAGCUGCCUAGAAGAGAGCUGCUCCCAGAUCUGCAGAGCCACGAGGAGGUGGUGGUUGGUGAGGAGCAAGAGGAGCAGCAGCUCACACAGAGCACAGGCGUGGAGGACUCUGGCAGUCUGGACUUCCUUUGGUACGGCGAUAAUGACAAUGAAGACGACUUUCAACCCGCGACUCAGUUGACGUCGCGAUCCAGACAGAGGCGGCGGGAUCUGAAGGACCCAGAUUAUGAAAUAACACCAAGAGCCCGACCAGAGAAGAGGAGAGUCAGCAAACCUCUGAUCAGCGACGCCCAGGACCACCUGGACUUCAGGGUCCGGUUGCUGGACGACCCGCAGAUAGAGGUGCUCUCCAACGUCGUGUUCCAGAAGUGUCCCAUUCACGACCUCCGUUGUCGUCGGGAUCUGCAGGAGUCCGACUUCCUGGACCUGCUGAGGUCCACCUUCCCUCGGCUGGCUGCAGGCGAAGCUUUCGACCUUUUCAUGACUGACAGACACAGGAGGCUGCAGCCGCUGAUGGUCGGCGCUCUGACGCCAGAGAACAUCUACACGUCCAUCAACUCCACCGGACACUCGGCUCUCUACAUCCGCCUGAAGACGGCCGUGGAUCCUCAGAGCAGCAGCAGAGAUCUCUCGCCUCAGCCUGGAGACGAGCAACUGGUUCAAGGCUCUGCCACGCCAUCUGCUGGUCAACCUGAGGAAAACACGAGUGUUGUCAGUCAGCCUCAGAAGAGGCGGCGUGGUAGGCCUCGGCUUGGCGAGGAACCAACUCACCACUUUCUCAGGAUAUGCGUCCUGGAGGACCCUCAGUCAGACGCUCCGUCAGAACCUGAGCUGAAGAAGUCGUCGGUGCAGGAGCUGAAAUGUCCUCGGGGUCUGCAGGAGGCGGGCUUUUUGGACCUGCUGAGGAUCACUUUCCCUCAGCUGGUUGGAGACGACAAAAAAAUCCACAUGUACAAGUCUGACCGCAGCAGGAAGCUGCAGAAGCUCAAAGUGAACGCCCUGACACCGGAGGAGAUCUACAAGAGCAUGAGGUCCACCGGGAUCAAAAAGUCUCUCCUCUACAUCAAGCUGAAGGCGGCAGGAAGUGAGGACAGUGAAGAUGAAGAGCAGGGCGGUCUGCUGGUAAAAGACGAACCUCAGCCUACUGACUGUGUGGCUGUGGAAGAUGAAUCUGCACCUCUUCAAAGCCCUGGGGAGUUAGACCGCAGCAGAGAGCUCGUGCAGCCAGACGAAGAAGCAGCUGAGAGCGACGCGGGAUCCGGAGGUGGAAACGAGGCAUCAGGAGAAGACGACGAGUGGAAACCCAAUCCUGAAGAUUCUGAUGAUCUGGAAGAUCCUGAAGAUCCACAGUCCAAGAGAGCCAUUAAGAAAGCCCCGAGGAGAGCCGAGGAGAAGGGCGAGGGGAGCAAGGCCCCCUGUUGGGUGUGCGGGGUGUGGUACAGGACAUUGUCAAAGUUUGCCAGACACGCCUGGACCCAUGUGCACGACCCAAAAAGUGUUUGUGGGGUGUGUGGAGAGAGUUUCGAUUCUUCAGAAGACCUCAGGGGGCAUCUUAAGAUUCACCAAAAUACCUACGAUUGUUCAUACUGCGGCAAGGCCUUCUUCACCACCGCUGGCCUCAAAAACCAUGUCUCUCUGCACACGGGAGAGCGCCAGUUUAAAUGUGACACUUGCAGCAAAGCCUUUCCUCACAAAUCCGCCCUGAGCAUCCACCGCUGGGUCCACGUGGAGGACCGGCCACACAAGUGUGACACGUGUCCAAAGUCGUUUGGGCUCAAAGGGCAGCUGGUGGCUCACAAGAAAUGUCACGUCAACAGGGACCGAUACCUCUGCAACAUCUGUGGACGGUCCGUCUUCGACCUGAGGUCUCUGACUCGCCACAAACUCACCCACUCGACCGAGCGCCGCUUCGGCUGCAAAGUCUGCGGGAAGCACUUUAAACUGGAGGGUACCCUGAAGGCGCACGAGAAGGUCCACACCGUCAGGGACCGGAUGUACCUGUGUCACGUCUGCUGCAAAACCUUCCUGUCCAACAACACCCUGAUGGCUCACAUGAAGACCCACAGCGACGAGCGGCCGUUUGUCUGCAGCGUCUGCACCAGGAGCUUCAUCACCAAGUGGGACCUUAAGAAACACAUUCGGGUUCACACCGGGGAGGCACCGUACGGCUGCACCAAGUGCGGCCGCCACUUCAAGCUCAAGAGCACCCUGAACGUUCACAUCCGGAGCCACCUCGGCAUCAAGCGGUUCAGCUGUGGGGUUUGCGGCAAAGCCUGUUCCCGACAGGAGCAUCUGACUGUCCACAUGAGGACCCACAACGGAGAGAGACCCUACCAGUGCUCGCUCUGUGACAAAGCCUUCACCCAGAGCCACUGCCUGAAAACACACAUGAAGAGCUACCAUCCUGAAGAAAUCCCUUUACCACAGCCGUCGACUUCCAGCCUUCAGCCGCCGGACCCUGAGUGAAAAACUUAAUAAUAACCCAAUAAUAGGGUACGAAAGUCUAGUAUUUGACAAAAACAAGCAUUUUACCAUCUCCGUCAUUGAUUUCUCAGUAAUGUUGGAGUAAUGUUUUGCUAUCAUCUCGUUAGCGUUGCAAAGAGGUCAGUGUCAAUCUCCAGGUUUCACCGGGUAAAGGUCGGAGUGUAACUUGGAAAGAGUAACGGGCCAAUCACACGAAGGAUCCAAUUUAAACAUCAAAAUCUGAUGUUACAACAAUAUGGCUGUAUUAUUUAUUCAUUUUUUAUUUUCUUUGAUGGAUCUAUAUUACCUUUUUCUGUGUUUUUGUCAUAUCAACACAAGACACUUAAAAGAUUCCAACUGUUGUUAUUUUACAUCGACCUUAAUGAGGUUUGCCUGUUGUAUCGACAGCAAAAUGUCAUCAGGGAUUAUAUUGCACCAAAAAACUUACUUCAGACCAGAAUCGGCUGAUUUUUCACUUAAAGUGGGUAAUUUGUUCAACGUAGCUCUUAUCUAAUAAUCUUAGUCUCUGUCAUGGAGGAUAAUAGAUUCAGAAAUGUUGGGGGGGCUUUGUGAUAUACAUAAAGGGAGCUGUUUAUAGUUACUAAUGCUAACGCCGCUAAUUAUGCUAACAGCUAGUUUCUUUAGGCUGUUCCUAAAGACUUUAAAAUAUCACCUUUUGAAAUCCAGUGUUCUUUUAAACUAAUACAUUUUACUAAAGAUCUUCUCUGUAUAAACUCUUCUUGCACACUAUGGGACGUCACCUCUGCUCCUAAUGGAAAUAUGAUCUUUUACUAGCUAGCUCUGUCUAACUGGGAAUCUCUUAAAUGCUAAUUUAGACAAAGCUGUUGUAUAUUUUGAUUGUUUUUGUCACCGUUGUCGUUUUAUACGUCUUCCUCCAGAUUACUCAUACUGGGCAUGUGUCAGGUCCUUCCCACCAGCUGUGUGUUUUGGACCCACUUUAACAUCAGAUACAUUGAAACUCGUAGUCUUUUGUCAGGAAUUCUGGUUUUACGGCCCCAGAAUUGGGUAUAAAGCCACAGGGGGUCACUCACGGUUAUCAUGGUUCCAUCAGGGGCUGUAAUUUCUGUAUUUCAUGAAGGUCUGCUGGUCCAAAUGGCAAUUAUAAUCACAGUAAUUGGAAAAAGAGUGAAAUAAAAAGUGUUAUUAACAAAUAUACAAGUGCAUUAUACACGAAUGGAGCGUGUAUUGUGCUAAAUUAAUGAAACUGUAACAUGAAACAUCUUUUACACACUGAUACGAAAGGGAAGUCUGAAGGGAUAGCAGCAGUGGUCCCACAUGUUGGAGUGUUUCUAAUGUCAUUGGAUUAUCAGUGAUGCUCUGUAAUCUGUUUAUGAGAAACUGUUUUAUUUUGCCACUAAUCUUUGGACAAAAAAGUAUUGAUGGGUUAAAAUGUUCAAAAGAAGUCGAUCUCUGUAAUCAAUGCCAUAUUAAAUGAGCCCCUGCUGGAAAGUGUUGCCCUCUGAACGUUUGGCUGUGAGAUUUGCUCCUGGCUUAUUUUAUUCAAUAACGGUUUGUUGGGAAACAAUAAAAACCUAGAACCAUACAGGAACAGGAUCCCAUAAGCAGUGGUAACAUGUAGCUCUGAUCAACUAGAAUAAAAUAAUGAUGGUAGGGCUUUUCACGCUUAAAGCAGAAUAUAGUUUUUAACUUUUCUUUCUACUAGCCAGGCUUCUCCACCUUAUUUCAUGAGUUCUGUGAGCCUUGACAUUGAAAGCUGGUCAGUUUUCGUUUCUGCUGACAUUAAACCUGAUCUGUAUCGAGCUGUCAACCUUAGGUUCUGUCUCUUUUUGUAUUCACCUGUCUAAAUAAAAACCUAAAUCAGUCAAA
This is a messenger RNA of Fundulus heteroclitus (mummichog), 4580 nucleotides long. RefSeq names its product zinc finger protein 436. The coding region runs from base 57 to 2735 and encodes 892 amino acids. Gene Ontology annotation, cellular component: nucleus. Gene Ontology annotation, biological process: regulation of transcription by RNA polymerase II. The record is from RefSeq and is a predicted model, not a curated record. Gene Ontology annotation, molecular function: DNA-binding transcription factor activity, RNA polymerase II-specific; RNA polymerase II cis-regulatory region sequence-specific DNA binding. Lineage: Eukaryota; Metazoa; Chordata; Actinopteri; Cyprinodontiformes; Fundulidae. The transcript has 10 exons.